GACGACCGCUGGCACAUGGUGCUGCUGACCCGCGACGCGCGGCGCACCGCUCUGGCCGUGGACGGCGAAGCUCGCGCCGCCGAGGUGCGCUCCAAGCGGCGCCACAUGGAGGUGGCCAGCGACCUGUUCGUGGGCGGCAUCCCGCCCGACGUGCGACUGUCUGCGCUCACGCUCAGCACCGUCAAGUACGAGCCGCCCUUCCGCGGGCUCCUGGCUAACCUGAAAUUGGGAGAGCGGCCGCCCGCCCUGCUGAGCAGCCAGGGACUCCGCGGGGGAGCAGCCGACCCGCUCUGCGCGGCCCGCAACCCGUGCGCCAACGGCGGUCUGUGCACCGUGCUUGCCCCGGGCGAGGUGGGCUGCGACUGCAGCCACACGGGCUUCGGCGGCAGGUUCUGCAGCGAAGGUCCGGCUCACCUGACGUUAAACAGUGAAGUAGGGUCCCUACUAUUCUCUGAGGGGGGGGCCGGUCGAGGAGGAGCCAGCGACGUACACCAGCCAACGAAAGGGAAGGAGGAGUUUGUGGCCACCUUCAAAGGCAACGAGUUCUUCUGCUACGACCUGUCUCACAACCCAAUCCAGAGCAGCACGGAUGAGAUCACGCUGGCCUUCCGGACCUUGCAAAGGAAUGGCCUCAUGCUGCACACGGGCAAGUCGGCCGACUACGUCAACCUGUCCCUCAAGUCCGGGGCCGUCUGGCUCGUCAUCAACCUCGGAUCCGGCGCCUUCGAGGCCCUGGUGGAGCCUGUCAACGGCAAAUUCAAUGACAACGCCUGGCACGACGUCCGGGUCACCCGAAACCUGCGCCAGGUGACCAUCUCAGUGGACGGGAUCCUGACCACCACAGGCUACACCCAGGAGGAUUACACCAUGUUGGGCUCUGAUGACUUCUUCUACAUCGGAGGCAGCCCCAACACGGCAGAUUUACCGGGCUCCCCGGUCAGCAACAACUUUAUGGGCUGUCUGAAGGAUGUGGUCUAUAAGAACAAUGACUUUAAGCUGGAGCUGUCCAGGCUGGCCCGGGAAGGGGACCCCAAGAUGAAACUUCAGGGCGAUCUGUCUUUCCGCUGUGAGGAUGUGGCCGCCCUGGAUCCCGUGACCUUCGAGAGCCCCGAGGCUUUUGUGGCCCUGCCCCGCUGGAGCGCCAAGCGCACCGGCUCUGUGUCCCUGGACUUCCGCACCACGGAGCCCAAUGGGCUGCUGCUUUUCAGCCAGGGCCGGCGGGCAGGAGGCGGGCAAGGAGGCCACGGGGCUGCCCGGGCCGACUACUUUGCCAUGGAGCUGUUGGACGGAUAUCUCUACCUGCUCCUCGACAUGGGCUCCGGGGGCAUCAAGCUUCGGGCGUCCAACCGGAAGGUCAAUGAUGGGGAAUGGUGCCACGUGGACUUCCAGAGGGACGGGCGCAAAGGCUCAAUCUCGGUGAACAGCAGAAGCACCCCCUUUUUGGCCAGCGGGGAGAGUGAGAUCCUGGACUUGGAGAGUGAGCUGUAUUUGGGGGGCCUCCCCGAAGGGGGGCGGGCGGACCUGCCACUGCCCCCCGAAGUGUGGACGGCGGCACUUCGGGCUGGAUACGUAGGCUGUGUUCGGGACCUAUUCAUCGACGGGCGCAGUCGUGACCUUCGGAGUUUGGCUGAAGCCCAAGGGGCCGUAGGGGUUGCCCCCUUCUGUUCAAGAGAAACGCUGAGGCAGUGUGGAACAGCCCCCUGCAGAAACGGGGGGGUCUGCCGAGAAGGCUGGAACCGCUUUGUCUGUGAUUGUGUUGGGACGGGCUUCCUGGGCCGGGUCUGUGAGAGAGAGGCCACAGUUCUGAGUUAUGACGGCUCCAUGUACAUGAAGAUCAUGCUACCCACGGCCAUGCACACUGAAGCUGAGGAUGUGUCCUUGCGAUUCAUGUCCCAGCGUGCCUAUGGCCUCAUGAUGGCCACCACCUCCAAGGAGUCUGCGGACACCCUGCGCCUCGAACUGGAUGGGGGGCAGAUGAAGCUCACCGUCAACCUUGACUGCCUGCGCGUCGGCUGCGCACCCAGUAAAGGCCCCGAGACACUCUUUGCUGGACACAAGCUCAAUGACAAUGAAUGGCACACAGUCCGCGUGGUACGACGUGGCAAGAGCCUGCAGCUGUCCGUGGACAAUGUGACUGUGGAGGGGCAGAUGGCUGGUGCCCACACGAGGUUGGAGUUCCAUAACAUCGAGACGGGUAUCAUGACCGAGCGGCGCUUCAUCUCUGUGGUGCCCUCUAACUUCAUUGGGCACCUCAGUGGGCUGCUAUUCAAUGGGCAGCCCUACAUGGACCAGUGCAAAGAUGGCGACAUCACCUACUGUGAGCUCAAUGCCCGCUUUGGCCUGCGGGCCAUCGUGGCCGACCCCGUCACCUUUAAGAGUCGAGCCAGUUACUUGGCACUCGCCACGCUCCAAGCCUACGCCUCCAUGCAUCUCUUUUUUCAGUUCAAGACCACAGCUCCUGACGGGCUCCUCCUCUUCAACUCAGGCAAUGGCAACGACUUCAUCGUUAUUGAGCUGGUCAAGGGGUACAUUCACUAUGUGUUUGAUCUGGGGAAUGGCCCAUCUCUGAUGAAGGGGAACUCAGACAAGCCUGUCAAUGACAACCAGUGGCAUAAUGUGGUGGUAUCAAGGGACCCAGGCAAUGUGCAUACACUCAAGAUUGACUCACGCACAGUCACGCAGCACUCCAAUGGCGCCCGGAACCUGGACCUCAAAGGAGAGCUGUACAUCGGUGGUCUGAGCAAGAACAUGUUCAACAAUCUGCCGAAGCUGGUGGCCUCUCGGGAUGGCUUCCAGGGCUGCUUGGCUUCGGUGGACCUCAACGGCCGCCUCCCAGACCUCAUCGCUGACGCCCUGCACCGGAUCGGGCAGGUGGAGAGGGGCUGUGAUGGCCCCAGCACCACCUGCACCGAAGACUCCUGUGCCAAUCAGGGCGUCUGCCUGCAGCAAUGGGACGGCUUCACCUGUGACUGCACCAUGACCUCCUACGGGGGCCCCAUCUGCAAUGACCCUGGGACGACCUACAUCUUUGGGAAGGGCGGGGCGCUCAUCACCUACACGUGGCCCCCCAAUGACCGGCCCAGCACAAGGAUGGACCGCCUGGCCGUGGGCUUCAGCACCCACCAGCGCAGUGCCGUCCUGGUGCGGGUGGACAGCGCCUCCGGCCUUGGGGACUAUUUGCAACUGCACAUCGACCAGGGCACCGUGGGGGUGAUCUUUAAUGUGGGUACUGAUGACAUCGCCAUUGAUGAGCCCAACGCCAUCGUGAGCGACGGCAAGUACCAUGUGGUGCGCUUCACCCGGAGUGGUGGCAAUGCCACCCUGCAAGUGGACAGCUGGCCAGUGAACGAGCGCUACCCAGCAGGAAACUUUGAUAACGAACGCCUGGCGAUUGCUAGACAGAGAAUCCCCUACCGGCUUGGUCGAGUAGUAGAUGAGUGGCUGCUCGACAAAGGCCGUCAGCUGACCAUCUUCAACAGCCAGGCUGCCAUCAAGAUUGGGGGCCGGGACCAGGGCCGCCCCUUCCAAGGUCAGGUGUCUGGCCUCUACUACAAUGGGCUCAAGGUGCUGGCCCUGGCCGCUGAGAGCGACCCCAAUGUGCGGACUGAGGGCCACCUGCGCCUGGUGGGGGAGGGGCCGUCCGUGCUGCUGAGUGCGGAGACCACAGCCACCACCCUACUGGCCGACAUGGCCACCACCAUCAUGGAGACCACCACCACCAUGGCCACCACCACCACGAGGAGGGGCCGCUCCCCCACCCUGCGGGACAGCACCACCCAGAACACAGAUGACCUCCUGGUAGCAUCAGCAGAGUGCCCAAGUGACGAUGAGGACCUGGAGGAGUGUGAGCCUAGUACUGGAGGCGAGUUAAUUUUGCCUAUUAUUACGGAGGACUCCCUAGACCCCCCUCCUGUGGCCACCCGCUCCCCCUUCGUGCCCCCGCCCCCGACUUUCUACCCCUUCCUCACGGGCAUGGGUGCCACCCAAGACACCCUGCCCCCGCCCGGGGCCCGGCGGCCCCCAGCAGGGCCGCCCCCGUGCCAGGGCGGGGAGCAGGAUGACAGCGACUGCGAGGAGCCCAUGGAGGCGUCAGGCUUCGCCUCGGGGGAGGUCUUUGACUCCAGUUUGCCCCCCACGGACGACGAAGACUUUUACACCACCUUCCCCUUGGUCACGGACCGUACCACCCUCUUGUCCCCCCGCAAGCCUCCUCCCCCCCGGCCCAACCUCAGGACAGACGGGGCCACGGGGGCGCCGGGGGUCCUUCUCGCCCCCUCUGCCCUGCCCCCCAACCUGCCGGCGGGCAAAAUGAACCACCGCGACCCGCUGCAGCCGCUGCUGGAGAACCCGCCGGUGGCGGCGGCUGGGGGCCCCGGGGCGCCCACGUCCUUCGAGCCACGGCGGCCACCCCCCGCCCUGGCCCCCGGCGUGACGGCAGCCCCCGGCUUCCCCCGUGUACCCACAGCCAACCCCACGGGCCCCGGAGAGCGGGGCCCGCCCGGCGCCGUCGAGGUGAUCCGCGAGUCUAGUAGCACCACGGGCAUGGUGGUGGGCAUCGUGGCGGCGGCGGCGCUCUGCAUCCUCAUCCUCCUCUACGCCAUGUACAAGUACCGCAACCGCGACGAGGGCUCCUACCAGGUGGACCAGAGCCGCAACUACAUCAGCAACUCGGCCCAGAGCAACGGCGCCGUGGUGAAGGAGAAGGCUCCCGCCGCGCCCAAGGCGCCCAGCAAGGCCAAGAAGAACAAAGACAAGGAAUACUACGUGUGACCGCCCCGGGCCCGCGG
Messenger RNA from Vombatus ursinus (common wombat), 4787 nucleotides. It is a transcript of the gene NRXN2, whose product is annotated as neurexin 2. The transcript is spliced from 20 exons. The coding region runs from base 16 to 4770 and encodes 1584 amino acids. NCBI's taxonomy places the organism in Eukaryota, Metazoa, Chordata, Mammalia, Diprotodontia, Vombatidae. The record is from RefSeq and is a predicted model, not a curated record.